AUGGCGCAGCCGUCGACUUUGCAAUACACGCCCUUGAGUGAUCGGGCACAGAAGGUAGUGGAAUCGUUCAUGCCUGUAGGCGACCAGGUCGACAAGCGGGUCAAAGAACUGUCCUUCGUCAAGCCACGCAAUCCAGAUAAGGAAGGGGAUACUGAGGUCUUGGACGGCGUGACUUUUACUCACCAUUUUGCCCUUGGGCCUGCGGAUGGUGAUGUGAUUCGUUGGCAUUACGUUGAAGCUGGGCCGAUCAAUGCUGAGGUUAUUGUCUUUCUGCACGGGAUCCCUGAUGCGUGGUUUCAGUGGCAUCAUCAAAUGGCUGCUCUAUCCAAGACUCAUCGUGUCAUUGCACCGGAUCUGAAGGGAUAUGGGCAGUCUGCUAAAACGCCUGGCGACUGCACGCAUGAAGGUGCAGGCGAACAGCUCUUCGCCUUUUUGCAGGUUAUUGGCGUCAAGCGCUUCAAUCUUGUCACACAUGAUCGUGGAACGGUCCAAGGCGAUUUCAUAGUAGCCAACCAUCCUGAAGCCAUCAUUCGCUAUGGUCGAGGCGAACAGCACCUUUACCAUUUUAAUCCUCAGAACGCUCCACAAGGCGACGUUUUCAUGGAUGCUCCGUAUUCUGGCAUAAUGAAAGACCCAGUACGCUUCGUUACUUGGGUGCAUAGCUUCGUUGGCGGAAAGGAACUGCCUGAAAAUGAGUUCGUCCGGAUCAUCCAGGAAUACUCCUACGAGGGCAUAAGCAAAGCUGUACCUCGUUAUUUCAACUCCUCCUCCUUCCGCGCGGAAUGGCUACAGCGUCGAAACCGUCUCCUCAAUGCUUGGAAGUGUCCAGUUCUUGUCAUGCAAGGAUAUGACAGUAAGAGCCAACCCCGAGAGUUCUACGUGGAUGCGAAAAAGUACAUUCCAAACGCAAAAAAAGUAGAGGUCACGUUCCUACCGGGCGGCCACUUUUGGCCCCUGGAAAGUCCGGAGGAGACGACAGCAGCUGUGAGACAGCUCUUGAUGAUGUAA
Messenger RNA from Botrytis deweyae, 1008 nucleotides. RefSeq lists its product as uncharacterized. NCBI's taxonomy places the organism in Eukaryota, Fungi, Ascomycota, Leotiomycetes, Helotiales, Sclerotiniaceae. The record is from RefSeq and is a predicted model, not a curated record. The coding region runs from base 1 to 1008 and encodes 335 amino acids. The transcript has a single exon. Gene Ontology annotation, molecular function: hydrolase activity.